Messenger RNA from Ipomoea triloba (trilobed morning glory), 499 nucleotides. Its product is annotated as TMV resistance protein N-like. Lineage: Eukaryota; Viridiplantae; Streptophyta; Magnoliopsida; Solanales; Convolvulaceae. The record is from RefSeq and is a predicted model, not a curated record. Gene Ontology annotation, biological process: signal transduction. The transcript has a single exon. Bases 21 to 446 code for a protein of 141 amino acids.
UAGUGUUCUCAGUUUCAAAUAUGGCUUCUUCUUCUUCUUCAUCUUCAUCCACUACUGCAUGGGUGUAUGAUGUUUUCUUGAGUUUUAAAGGAGAGACACGAAAAUCUUUUACUGAUCACCUCUAUGAAGAUUUGUGUCAGGCUGGAAUUAACACCUUUCGGGAUGAUGAAGAAAUUCGAAAAGGUGAGAACAUCUCUGCUGAGCUAUUGAAGGCCAUCGAGGGGUCCAAGAUAUCCAUCAUCCUAUUUUCCAAAACAUAUGCUCAAUCCAGAUGGUGUCUUGAUGAACUGGUGAAGAUUCUAGACUGUAAGAAAAAUUUGCAACAGGUGAUUCUGCCUAUAUUCUACAACGUUGAUCCUUCAGAGGUUCGUAAACAAACAGGUGAAUUUGGUAAGGCGUUGACUCAACAUCGACAACGAUUUGAUGAUCAAAAAGUUGAUGAGUGAAAAAUUGCACUCACUACUGUUGCUGAUUUAUCUGGAUGGGAUUUGCAAACCAU